GGAGCGUAACAACGUUCCUCUGCUUUCCUUCCCUAUAUAUAAUGUACUCGUUUGGACCAUCGGCCAUCGGGCUGUCUCCGCUUCCUGAAGGGGAUCUCGCCUCCGUUCUUCCGCUUCUCUUUGCUUCUUUCGAUCGAUCGAGAUUCAGUAUAGGCAUUGCUGUUCUUCAUUGCACUAUCCAACAAAAAAUCACUUGACAAAGAACCAGCAUAACAAAAGUUUAAAUAUCAACAAGGAGGGUACAUAUUGGAGGAGAAAUCGUUUUCCCCUCUCCUUACCUUGGAGAAGGUUAACUUGCUCAGUUGCAACAGAACCCCCACCAGCUCAGACCGAGGCAUCAAAGAUGGAUACCCCGAAAGAGAUCCUUUUGAAGGACUACAAAAAGCCUGCUUAUCUCUUCGACACGGUGGAUUUGAGAUUUCAACUGGGUGAAGACAAAACUAUUGUAUCAUCAAAGAUAUUUGCUUUGCCCAGAAUUGAAGCUUCAAGUGAUCUGCGCUAGCAACUCACAGAAUGACAUUUUUGGUUAUUCAGGGUUCAGGCUUUAGUUAUAUUAUUUUUACAUAUCAGGGGAAGUAAACUCAAUGUUAUUCCUGAUUUUAUUUCUAUUUCUAUUUCUGGCAGGUGUUUCUUGUCCUUUGGUUCUUCAUGGGCAUGAUCUUAAGCUGUUAUCAAUUAAAGUUGAUGGCAAGGAACUGAAGAAAGAAGAGUUCCAAUUGGACGUGCGUCACUUGACACUGGCAUCACCACCCACCAGUGCAUUUACUCUGGAAAUUGUUACAGAGAUGUAUCCUCAGAACAAUACAUCUUUGGAGGGUCUUUAUAAAUCGUCUGGCAAUUUUUGUACGCAAUGUGAAGCAGAAGGAUUUCGGAAAAUCACCUAUUACCAGGAUCGCCCUGAUGUGAUGGCAAAAUAUACUUGUCGAAUUGAAGCGGAUAAGACACUGUACCCGGUACUGUUAUCUAAUGGGAAUCUCAUAGAGCAUGGGGACCUUGAGGAUGGUAAACAUUAUGCUCUUUGGGAGGACCCCUUUAAAAAACCCAGCUACUUGUUUGCAUUAGUUGCUGGACAGUUAGAAAGCAGAGAUGACUCAUUUGUAACUUGCUCCGGCCGGAAGGUUUCCUUGAGGAUCUGGACCCCUUCGCAUGAUGUACCAAAAACGGCUCAUGCAAUGUAUUCUCUCAAGGCAGCUAUGAAAUGGGAUGAGGAAGUCUUUGGUCUUGAAUAUGACCUUGAUUUGUUCAACAUUGUUGCUGUUCCUGAUUUUAAUAUGGGGGCCAUGGAAAACAAGAGCCUGAAUAUAUUCAACUCUAAACUUGUUUUGGCAUCACCUGAAACUGCAACAGAUGCAGACUAUGCUGCAAUCUUGGGAGUAAUUGGUCAUGAGUAUUUCCACAACUGGACUGGCAACAGAGUGACAUGCCGUGACUGGUUCCAGCUUAGUCUAAAGGAAGGUCUCACUGUCUUCAGAGAUCAGGAGUUUUCAUCUGACAUGGGCAGCCGCACGGUUAAGCGCAUAGCUGAUGUUUCAAGACUUCGAACUUACCAAUUUCCACAGGAUGCUGGUCCCAUGGCUCACCCUGUUCGGCCACAUUCAUAUAUUAAGAUGGACAAUUUCUAUACCGUAACGGUGUAUGAGAAGGGUGCUGAAGUUGUUAGAAUGUACAAAACCUUGCUUGGAAGUUCAGGUUUCCGGAAGGGCAUGGAUCUAUAUUUCAAAAGACAUGAUGGACAAGCUGUGACUUGUGAAGAUUUCUUUGCUGCAAUGCGUGAUGCAAAUGAUGCUGAUCUCUCUAACUUUCUGUUGUGGUAUUCCCAAGCUGGGACGCCCCAUGUUAAGGUUACUUCAUCUUUUGAUCCUGAUGCUCGGACAUAUACUUUGAGGUUCAGCCAAGAAGUGCCACCAACUCCUGGCCAACCAGUGAAAGAACCAAUGUUUAUACCUGUUGCUAUUGGACUUCUUGACUCAAGUGGAAAAGACAUGCCCCUCACUACUGUUUAUAAUGAUGGGGUGCUGCAGAUGAUCGCCAGCAGUAACCAACCAGUCUUCACUACAGUACUUCAAGUUAAGAAGAAGGAAGAAGAGUUUGUGUUUUCUGAUAUACCUGAGAGGCCAAUUCCUUCUUUAUUGCGGGGUUACAGCGCACCUGUUCGUCUUGAUUCUGAUCUUACAGGCAGUGAUCUGUUUUUCCUACUUGCACAUGAUUCUGAUGAAUUCACCCGAUGGGAGGCUGGUCAAGUAUUGGCAAGGAAACUGAUGCUCAGUCUUGUAGCAGACUUCCAGCAAAAGAAAACGUUGGUUCUGAACCCAAAGUUUGUGGAUGGGAUUAGAACCAUCCUCUGUAAUUCAACCUUGGAUAAAGAAUUUAUUGCAAAGGCAAUUACUUUGCCUGGUGAAGGGGAGAUCAUGGACAUGAUGGCUGUUGCUGAUCCCGAUGCUGUUCAUGCUGUCCGCUCUUUCAUUAAGAAGCAGCUUGCUCUCCAGCUAAAGAAAGAGUUCUUAACCACUGUUAUUGACAAUAGAAGUUCAGGUCCUUAUGACUUCAACCAUCAUGAUAUGGCUCGCCGUGCACUCAAAAACACGUCUCUUGCCUAUCUCGCUUCUUUGGAUGAACCAGAGCUCACCGAACUUGCAUUGCAUGAAUACAAGUCUGCAACUAACAUGACUGAACAGUUUGCUGCUCUAACAGCCAUAGCCCAAAAUCCAGGUCAAGUCCGUGAUGAUGUUCUCUCGGAUUUCUAUAGCAGGUGGCAGCAUGACUUUCUGGUUGUAAAUAAAUGGUUUGCUCUUCAAGCCAUGUCAGACAUUCCUGGAAAUGUUGUUAAUGUCCAGAAGUUGCUGAACCAUCCUGCCUUUGACUUGCGCAAUCCAAACAAGGUAUACUCGCUAAUUGGAGGUUUUUGCGGAUCACCUGUUAACUUUCAUGCAAAAGAUGGGUCAGGCUACAAAUUUUUGGGAGAAAUAGUGUUGCUAUUGGAUAAAUUGAACCCUCAGGUGGCCUCCCGUAUGGUGUCAGCCUUCUCGAGGUGGAGGCGAUAUGAUGAGACUAGACAAGCGCUUGCUAAGGCACAAUUGGAGAUGAUAAUGUCAGCAAAUGGGCUUUCUGAAAACGUCUAUGAGAUUGCAUCUAAGAGUUUGGCUGCAUGAAUAAUGUAAGGUAUCUGAUUAGACGAUUGGAAAGUAGCCCUUAGGCGACGAGCUCCAGCAUAUUAAUCAAUGGAUAGGAAUAUUUGUUCUCUCUUCAACCCGUCUCCUGUUCCAUUGCAAAAUAUUUUCUUGGUUGCGGUAGGACUCCUUAUGGGGUCUGCGCGUUUGAAACGCCGCAGUCUGUACCGGUUGUAGCUCAAAACGGCCAAUUAGUAAGCAAAUGUGGUACCAUGGUCCGGUUGUACCGGGUAAAUGACUGCAGUUAUGUGAUUGUGAAAUUCUUUGUGCGAUGGUGGUGUAAAAAAUUUGAUGUAAAGUGCACUGUCAUAUCUGAUUG
This is a messenger RNA of Elaeis guineensis (African oil palm), 3486 nucleotides long. The record is from RefSeq and is a predicted model, not a curated record. NCBI's taxonomy places the organism in Eukaryota, Viridiplantae, Streptophyta, Magnoliopsida, Arecales, Arecaceae.